Podarcis raffonei (Aeolian wall lizard) is the source of this 2433-nucleotide messenger RNA. Its product is annotated as cytochrome P450 2J2-like. The transcript is spliced from 9 exons. The coding region runs from base 883 to 2358 and encodes 491 amino acids. Lineage: Eukaryota; Metazoa; Chordata; Lepidosauria; Squamata; Lacertidae. Gene Ontology annotation, biological process: arachidonate metabolic process; xenobiotic metabolic process. The record is from RefSeq and is a predicted model, not a curated record. Gene Ontology annotation, molecular function: oxidoreductase activity, acting on paired donors, with incorporation or reduction of molecular oxygen, reduced flavin or flavoprotein as one donor, and incorporation of one atom of oxygen; iron ion binding; heme binding. Gene Ontology annotation, cellular component: intracellular membrane-bounded organelle; cytoplasm.
GGCUGGGAGAAAUGCCUUCGACUCCAGGGCUGCACUGCUUUAGGGCACAAGGCCCUCUUGAAAUGACCAUACUGUAAGAUCUGGACCCCCUCCAUGCAGACAGAAGGUAUAAAUAGGCGAAUAAACCAUAUUUCUUAAAGCUACGGCAUGCUCCGCCAUGUCUCAAUUCUCCAAAGGAACGCAGACUGGAACCCACUGGAACCCUGCCACAGCUUGGCAGAGAGAGGGGGUGGCACCCAACUUUUGUAACAUUGUUUUGAGAGCAGGAAUGAAUGAACACUUUCUGCUUAUAGGCGGUGCCAAAGUUGCUUAGCAGUAGUGCAAGACUAGGAUUAUGUCAUCUAGAUGUCAUUUAGAACUACCCUGUCCUCUUCAUCUUACUACAGCUCCUGUUGCCUCACUCCUUAUUGCAUCAUUUCCAAAUGCUUUGGUCUCCUUCCGAUGUCACACUCCAGCUUCCAUCAGCCCCAUCACGGCCAAUACCCAGGUGGUUCAACAACCUCUGGUGGGCCACAGGUUCUGCAUGCUUGCUCCGAAUGAUUUGAUACAGCUAGUUCUAGCUGGAUGCUAUUGCAGCACGGCCUUAAUGCAAUAGUUGCAAGACCAGGGAGAGGCUCUUUGUCAUGAAGAAAUAGCAUAGCCUGUUCCCCACAAUCUCCUCACCCUGUUAUUAAAUCAUUAUAUUGAUUACAAUUUCAACAUGACUAUUACCUCCUUAUCUAAUUGCCGCCAUGCAGUAACAAAUGAGGAAGCUGAGGCAGCCUUCACAAAAACUUUCAGGCAGCCUUGAAGAUGAAGACAGCUCACUAAGGAAGCAGAUAUUUCCAGACCAUUCACAGGCACAAGCUGAUCCUAAAACCGAGGGCUAAAGCAACCAGGGCAAUGGUGGGAGUGAGCGGGCUCAUUGCCAUUGCCAUUGUAACUCUCCUGAUCGUGCAGUUCCUAAAACUGCAAUGGCUGAGUCGGCAGUACCCACCUGGGCCAACUCCCUUUCCAAUCAUUGGAGGUCUGUGGCGCUUGGACUUGAGUCUCAACCAGGAAACAUACACCAAGAUAUCAAAGGAUUAUGGGAGGAUCUUCACCAUGUGGGUGGGACACAAACCCAUGAUUCUCCUGAAUGGGUUCGAUGCUGUGAAAGAGGCGCUGGUCACGCAUUCCGAACAGAUGACGGGCCGGCCCAUGACCCCUUUUGUGAUUGAUACAAUGAAGGGAAAAGGAGUUCUGUUUGCAACUGGCCACAUCUGGAAGCAGCAGAGGCGCUUCAGCCUGACGACCCUGCGGAAUUUAGGCAUGGGGAAGAAGGGCGUGGAGUACCGCAUUCAACAGGAGUCGAACUAUCUCCUCGAACUAUUUAGAAACGAGGGAGGGAAGCCCAUGAACCCUGCUCUCGCCAUCUUCCCUGCGGUCUCCAACGUGAUCUCGUCCGUGGUGUUCGGGCAUCGCUUUUCCUACGAUGACGAGGUCUUCCAAGAUAUGGUCAAGGCUGUCGAUUUCAUGUUCCAUUUUCUGCCCAGCCCGUUUCGAAUUGCAUAUGAUCUUUUCCCUGGGCUGAUGCGCCAUAUGCCGGGACCUCACCAGAAGGCAUUCGAAUGCUUGGCAAAAGGGCAUGCAAUUAUAAGGGACGAGAUCAGAAGCCACGAGAAGACCAGGGACCCAAUUGACCCACAGGAUUUAAUUGAUUACUAUCUGAAUCAGAUUGAAAAGAGCAAAGACGACCCCAACAGCACCUUUGACGAGGAAAACAUGAUCCACGUCAUCACCGACUUCUUUGCAGCGGGGACCGAGACGACCUCCGUCACACUUCUCUGGGCUAUCCUCUACAUGGUAGCCUUUCAAGACAUCCAGGAAAAAGUCCGGGAGGAGCUACAUGCCGUUCUGGAUCCUUCCAAAGAGGUCUGUUACGAGGAUCGGAAGAGGUUGCCGUACACCAAUGCCGUCAUUCAUGAGACCCAGCGCCUCUGCAAUGUCCUGCUGGUUGGGUCCUUCAGAGAAUGCACAACAGACAUAACCCUGCAAGGCUAUCGUAUUAAAAAGGGCACCGUCGUCAUCCCCGAUGUAGCGUCUGUCUUGUAUGACCCUGACCACUGGGAGACGCCUCAUCAGUUCAACCCAAAUCACUUCCUGGACAAAGAUGGGAAAUUCUUCUGCAAGGAAGCCUUCAUGCCCUUUGCAGUAGGGCAUCGCAUUUGUGUGGGGGAGCGCUUGGCGCGGACCGAACUCUUCAUUGUCUUCACCAAACUUCUGCGGGUUUUUAAAUUACAGCUUCCAGAAGGAGUGAAGAGCGUCAGCAUCAAGCCUAUAACCGGAGGAUUGGCCAUGGUGCCACAACCCUAUAAGCUCUGUGCUGUUCCUUACUAAGUUCCAGAGGGGAAGGGGGGCUAUUUCUGCACACAGAGCGGAGGGCGGGUGGGCUGCAGAGAUGGGCUAUCUUCC